GAGAGAAAAAGGAGGUUAGCUUCUGUGCGGUGUUUAGCGGCUAGCCUGUGCUGUGCCGUGCUGUGCCAGCAGCGGCUAAGAAGAUGCACACAGCUAGUGCUGUGUACAAUAUAGAGGUGCCUGCGAGCUAACAUAUGUUUAUAUAUGUAGGAAAACUGCCGACACCUUUCGACACUAACGCUCGCAGAAAUGGCUGGGAUUAUUAAAAAGCAAAUCCUGAAACAUUUGUCAAGGUUUACGAAGAAUCUGUCCCCGGACAAAAUCAAUCUGAGUACUCUAAAGGGGGAGGGGCAGUUGUCCAACCUCGAGCUUGAUGAAGAGGUUCUGCAGAACAUGCUUGACCUGCCUACAUGGCUGGCUGUAACCCGGGUCUACUGCAACAAGGCUGCCAUCAGGAUACAAUGGACAAAGUUGAAAACAAGCCCCAUCUGCCUGUUCUUAGACAAGGUCGAGGUAGAGAUGAGGACAUGUGAAGAACCUCGACCACCCAAUGGCCCCUCUCCCAUAGCUAUAACAGCAGGCCAGAGCGAGUAUGGCUUUGCUGAAAAAGUAGUAGAGGGUAUGUCUGUUAGGAUCAACUCAAUUACCAUCAAGGUCCAGGCUAAGGCCUUCCACGCGUCCUUUGAGCUCUGGCAGCUACAAGGCAACAGCCUGAACCCCAAAUGGCAACGUAGUGAUCUUCGCUACACCCGGAUCACUGAUCCAAAGAGAGGAGAGGUGCUGACAUUCAAAGAAAUUAACUGGCAAACUCUACGUAUUGAGGCAGAUGCCAUUGAGAGCGAUGACCAAGACCUAAGUAGCACCCCUUUAAGGCUCAUCACCAACCAGGGGCGCAUUCGCAUUGCUCUUAAACGCAGGAUAAAGGACUGUAAUGUGCUGGCGUCAAAGCUGCUUUUCAUUCUGGACGACCUGUUGUGGGUGCUGACAGACACUCAGCUCAAAGCCAUCAUCCAUUAUGCCAAAUCUCUCAGUGAAGCAAUGGAGAAAUCUGCACAGCAGAGGAAAAGCAUGGCUGCCGAAUCCUUGCAGACUGCCCCACCAUCUCCCAGCCUCCAGAGUCUGUGGACAGAACCCCAACCGGCUCCCACAGGCACCCCCAGCAACAUCAGCCAAUACUUUGAUCUCUUUGAUGUCAAAGAGUCUUCUUACCACACCUUCAUCUCACGCUUGGACUUACACAUAUGCAAUGACAGUUCUUCAAUGGAUGAAGAUGAGCCUCCCCCACCAGGCUUGCAGGGUGCCAUGCAGCUGACCUUCAGGAAGCUAGGUUUUGACUACUAUCCCGUCCACAGACCUGCUGAUGGGUGUCGACACUGGGAACGUCACAGUGGAGCCAUGGAGGCCCACGCACAGUGGGCUGGGAAACUACUGCAAGAGUAUCAGAGAAGAGUUGAAGCUUCAGGGAUCCCUGGACCACAUACUGAAAUUCCCCAGUCAGCCAAGGAUUCCCCUGCAAAAACAGCACAAGAUGGACAGCCAAGUCCCAAGUUAAACUCGUCUGAAAAAGAGCAGGCAGCCAGCAAGACUUCAGCUGCUUCGGGAUCAUCACUGAAGAGGCUGCGAUCUAGCUGCGUGGUGAUCAGGAUGGAUGAUGUUGACAUUCACCAGGUGUCUACAAGAGGCCGACAAAACAAAAAGACCCAGUCUUUGUUAUCCUGUAACCGUAAAGCGCUGCAUUUACCAGACAACAUACCAGCAGUUCAUCUGCAGUUUACUGAAUACUACUUUCCUGACAAUCCCAAUCUACCAGUGCCCACCUCAAACCUGUAUGCCCAGUUAAACAGCCUCCAGCUUUGUGUUGACCCAGCUAGUGUGUUAUGGAUUAAUUUGUUCACCAGGGGUCUCCUACACACCCUGGACCAGGUCAAAGCCUUCUACCAUUUACAAGACAGUAACAAGUCUGAUGAACACGUAGACAUCCGCAUGGAUGCAGCUCAACUUAAGCUGAUAAUACCCUUGGAUUCAUCCAUACUGGAUCAUCCAGAACGUCCUCAGUCUCUUUCUGUCACUAUACCCCAGAUCAUUCUCAGCAACACCCGCCACUGCCCUCAUGGGUCUAAUGUGGACCUCAAUACUACAUGUGAAAAGUUUGCCAGCUGCACCUUCUUCCAGUCCACACCACCUUGCCCUUACCCCAGAGACCUGAGUGCCUUCCACCCCAUUCCUUCCAUCUUCCUUCAGCAUGCUCAAGAGAUGGAGCCCCAGCCUCUGGACAGAAAGCAGCUGCGAUCCCAGGACAUGUGGUCUCUCAGUCUGUCCCAUGUUACAUUAGGCUUUGAUGGAGCACGGCGAUUCCCCAAAGGCAAAACUCAGCCUUUUGUUGAGCCCUUUGCCAUGUCUGUGUGGAUGUGUCAGCCAUGUGCCUUUAAAAGCGGUUCAUUGUCUUCCUCCUCCAGUCCCAGCAAAACCCAUCAGCUUUCUUCAGAGCAGGAGCCUCAUCAGCAAGAGGCUACGCUUGCUUCGGUCCAUUUCCUGGCCCACACAAUCACACCAGUGAAGAUGUGGCUCAACCACUAUCAGUACGUUGCACUGCUCAGGAUGAAAGAUGCAAUGGCUCGCUUGGGAGCAGAGUUGGGCCGGGAUAUACGAGAUGUUAAGCAGGCUCAUGACCAGAAGACAAAAAUGGCUACAGUUUGCCUUGCCCUUGUGGUGGACUCAGUGGAAUUGGGUCUGCUUUUACCACCAGCCUGCACAGAGCCUGAAGAAGUCGUCCCCCACACUCCUGAAACAGACAGCCCCAUAAGUGACUCUGACAUCUCCCCAUCUCAUCACUCUGAUGUUGUUCUUGAGGACAGUGGAUUAGAAAAUGGUAUCUCCUCCAUCAAUACAGUUGGAUUUGACCAAGAUGAACAAGAUGGAGGGGUGGAGGAGGCUUGUGAGGCUGUGGAGGAGGGUCUGGAGGCUCCUGUUCCCUCUCCUCCCCUCUCACCCGGACAGUCUGUAGUACUCUCCAGAGAACCGUCUACCUUCAGCCUUGAGGGAGAGCUGUCAAGCGCCAUUAAUGUCACCAAGGAUGUGACCAAAGAUGCCAUUAGUGCCUCGCUGGACCUGACUAAAGGGGCAUUUUCAAUAACAAAAGAUGCCUUUAGCAUGUUGAGUCGUGGCUCGGGGAUGAGCAAAUUGUUCAGUCCACAGGCAAAGGAACAGGUUCAACGUUCAGAAGAGUCUCGUCAACAAUCCAUGAAGCCGUCUCCUUCCCAGCAUUCCUUUGACAGUGCUAUCUUGGAUGGCAGCCUGCCUGAUGAAAAUCUUUCUGUGGAUAGUGAUAUCAGUGACACUUUUGUUGUCCUCUUGGACUCAGAAUCAGGAAUGGAGUCCAUGCGCCCUAACAGCACACCUGUUGGCAGUCGAGGCAGCCCAGCCCCAGGGACAGAGGGAGGCUCAUCAGCUGAUCUUAGCAGUUCCCUGUCCCAAAGUACAGAGGAUGUCUCUCAGGACACGUCCUCAGUGUUGUUGCUGAUCCUGAGUGGAACAUCUUGUACCAUUGAGGUAAAGGGAGAAGACCAAGUUGUGGCUGUUGAAGCGCAAACUCUUACCCCUGUACACAUGGGUAAUGUCAGACAGUCAGACGUGCUUGCUGGUGUCAUUCAAACACCAGUUUUGCCAGUCCAGAAGCAGAGUAGGGAGGGUAGCAGUGCCUCUCCAGCAUUGUGCAUGCGGGCGGAAAUGGGUCCAACUGCAGCUCGGCGCUCUGCUCUGGCUGAAUCACUGGGCUUUCUGGAUGUGAGAGUGCAAGACUGUCAGGCUGAGUUGUUAGCCUCAACAGUUACUAACAUUGGUCCUUUCCUUGAAGAUGAAUUCAGCGUUGACGGUCAGCCAAUGCAGUUGCACAUGAGCAACGUCACCAUCACGAUGAAGGAUGAUGGCCCCAGAAUAUACCCCACAGCCCCCCAACCUGUUCCAGCCACAUUCAUUGUAGAUGAGCUGGUUCUCGAGCGUAGUGAUAAUGGCAUCAUGAGAGUCAGAGCUGGAGGUGGAGGCUCUAAAGCAUUAGGACAUUUUCCAGAAACUGGUGGGGAUAACCCUAACAACUCUUUCGCUGUUCAACAGCAUAGUGAGAUACAACCACUGGAGUCACAGCUCUGUGAGGUACAGGCUGCACUUACUCAGGCUCUCAGAGAGAAAGAGCGCCUCCUGCUGGAAGUCAGGAAGUAUGACCCCAAAUUUACCCUCUGAACUUCAUUGUGCUUGACUUCUGAAUCUGUCGCUGCUGAAGAAUGCUGAUGGGAUUGGUCAGGCUGAAUGUCGGGAACCAGCAUGACUCACUCAUGUCUGGACAUCAGACAUGUCUCAAAAGAAGAGGAAUCCAAGAUGAUUGUUUGGAUUACUUCCUUUGUUUUAUUUAUGAAAUUACAAAAAAAAGCCACUUAUAACAAUUACUGGAUGGGGAAGUUGGUAAACUAACAUAGGUACAUUAACGGUCUAGAUAAUCCUCACUGCUGUAAACAGAUCUUCUUCUUCUGGUUAUUUCUCAUCCAAAUAAGUGUGGACGGUAAACUUGUUGUGUGGUUUUAGUGUUUUGUCAUGCAGCAUGCAAAGGUACAUAUUAUUAAGCUUUAAUUCUCUCUAGUGAGUAUUUGCGUUACAACAGUAUUACACACAUAAAACAAGCCAAAACCUCUUUUCACAUGCACUGACACUGCCAGACAGCUGCUAGUUCAUCUCAAUACGUCACAAAACAUAUUCUCAAGCAUGUUGCCUGAACAGUGCUAAUUUACAUGUAGCACAUAUACAUACUGACAGUAAGAGAGCUAGACUUAGUAACAAAGAUUACUUUUGUUAAUUGUAAAGUAAACUUGUGGGGUUUUUUUCCCACUUGGUGGAAAAUGUGUUUUGACAAGUAGGGAAAAAAGCACUUUAAAAGCAGGGGGGGAAAAAGCAUACCUCCACUGCUUUCAUGGAGAGCCUGAUUCAUUUCAAAUUCCACCUGGUUAUUUGAUCAACAGGGGGGCAUGGUUACGCAUAGAGGCUGAAUCAUUCCCCAGUGUUAUAUGUAUAUAUUUUUUUUUUAGUUGCAAAAUGUUGAUUAUGCUUCUUUGGUACUGUGAAACGAUGUGCUCUGUGGCUGAAUGUCCAAUGAAGGCAAUGUGCCUUUCCCUUGACGGUAGAGAGGUUGCACACAAGGUUCAAUUUAUUGACCUGAUUGGAUUUGUCAGUCCAGUUCUCUGGCAUAAAGACAUCUGAGAAUAUACCAGCUAGCAAUGGUAUAAUACCUGUGCUCUUUGUGUUUUGUAGCUUACCAGGAAACAACUCAGACUGAUAGUGUUAUUACUUCUGUACACUUGUAUUGUGUGUAGUGAUUUGACAUCAUAGACCUGACUUCAUUUUGUGUGUUGUUUUACUGCCUGUGUUUUGUUUUUAAGCUUUGACUUAUUACAUUGUAUUCAAGCCAUAUCAAUCAAAGAAGGUGACAUUUAUAAGAACUAUGGUACCGAUAAUGUAAUGUAUAUUUGUCAGAUUUACUACAACACUCAUAUUUAACUGUAUUUAAUCCUAAUCUGCAGAUAUGAUCUUUUCAGGCCAGUUGCAAGUUUAAAUUUCUGUCCCUUCCCAUUAUCCACAAAUCUGUUACAUGGAUUUGAAGCGAUUGACUUGUUUAUCCAAGACUGGUUGGGUAAACUUUUCAUGAAGCUGUCAGUCACAUUUUAUCUAAAAGUGUCUUAAUGUUAAAUUAGCGUUUUGUUAUUUUGCCUUUUGGCAGGGGUUUAAUGGUUGCACAGCUGUCACAGAAAUCUUCCACUCACUUAAACUCAUAACGGUCCUUCUGAGACCUCUGGUGGUGUUGACUUGCCAGCAUACACUCCAUUUAAAAUGUUAUUUAUCAUUUUAAUUUUUUUAGCAAGUGCAAAUUUACAAUUUCAAUUUGCACUUUAGCAAAUUUACAGCCUGUGACUGACAUUUUAUGUUAUUAAAGAGGAAUGUUAGAUGUCAAAGCAAUAGACACUCAAGUUUAUCCACAAACAUGACAAAGAACCGUAACACUACACUUUUUUGAUGUGGAGUUCUUUAGUUCACGGGGUGAUCAAUUACCUGUAUAACUCAAAAUAUCCUCUAUCUAUACAUGUAAUAGAACAUAGACUGCCUUUUAACCUCAUUAUCACUUAGAGAUGUGAUAUUUCUCAGCUGUUGGUGUUUGCUUUUGCAUGCCUGUAGUAGACGGAUAUAUUGGUACGGAAUUGAACGUGCCGUGCUGGAUGCAUCAUGUAGCUCUGAGGUUUACCCAGUUUCUUUCUCCUCAGUCAGGCUUCCAUGUUUAGUAGCAUUUUUGUUCCACAAAAAAAACAAAAACUGGUGCUUUAAGUUAAAUCUGCUCAUUACCUGUUACACCAGAGUUUAUUUGCACUCCAGAGCAGGCCAGGGUUUCUAUGUAAAUCUAACUUUUUCCCCAGUGUGCCAUGCAGAAAGGAAGUGGACAAAGAGUGGUGUAAGAUUCACUCCAGAGUGUGGUGUGCUCUCUCUCUAGAUGCAUGUGCUGAAGUGAUGUUCUGUUGAUUAUACCUUGUGGAUUACUUGCACCUGUGUGGUAUAGUGGAGAUUGCACUUGUUUUCAUGUAAAUCACUUCAAAUGACUGGAGGAGUAAUUGUGAAAUCUUUCUAAGUGAUGCAAAUGUUUGGACACUUUUUUUUUGUGAGUUGUGUAGGAUUAAAUAGAAUUUUAUAUUGUCUUCAUCACUUAAUUAAGACUAAUUUUAAACUGGUUCUGUGAACCAAACGUAGUAUGUAGAGAUUAAUUUAAGUAAAAAAAUAAAUAAAUAAUUAAUUG
This is a messenger RNA of Haplochromis burtoni (Burton's mouthbrooder), 6763 nucleotides long. RefSeq names its product UHRF1 binding protein 1 (gene bltp3a). Lineage: Eukaryota; Metazoa; Chordata; Actinopteri; Cichliformes; Cichlidae. The record is from RefSeq and is a predicted model, not a curated record. The coding region runs from base 190 to 4176 and encodes 1328 amino acids. The transcript is spliced from 21 exons.